AUCCCUAACUCAUUAUUAAGCUCCUCGCUCUUUGCAGACGCUCCCUGCGCCUCCCCCGCUCCGGGCUGCAGCGGCGCAGGCGCCGGGCCGAGCCGAGCGCCGAGCGGGGAGCGGGCGAUCGCGCUCCGGGCCGGGGUCCCCGGGGAGCAGAUCCUCCUCAGAAUGGCCCUUGGUGCUGCAGGCGCUGUGGGCUCUGGGCCCGGGCACCGAGGGGGCACUGGAUGACUCACCCAGUUGCAGGACCCUGCCAUCUAUGACUCCAGGCCUUCAGCACCCACCCACCGUGGUACAGCGCCCCGGGAUGCCGUCUGGAGCCCGGAUGCCCCACCAGGGGGCGCCCAUGGGCCCCCCGGGCUCCCCGUACAUGGGCAGCCCCGCCGUGCGACCCGGCCUGGCCCCCGCGGGCAUGGAGCCCGCCCGCAAGCGAGCAGCGCCCCCGCCCGGGCAGAGCCAGGCACAGAGCCAGGGCCAGCCGGUGCCCACCGCCCCCGCACGGAGCCGCAGUGCCAAGAGGAGGAAGAUGGCUGACAAAAUCCUCCCUCAAAGGAUUCGGGAGCUGGUUCCCGAGUCCCAAGCUUAUAUGGACCUCCUAGCGUUUGAGAGGAAACUGGAUCAAACCAUCAUGCGGAAGCGGGUGGACAUCCAGGAAGCACUGAAGAGGCCCAUGAAGCAAAAGCGGAAGCUACGUCUUUAUAUCUCCAAUACUUUUAACCCUGCGAAGCCUGAUGCAGAGGAUUCUGAUGGCAGCAUUGCCUCCUGGGAGCUGCGGGUGGAGGGGAAGCUCCUGGAUGAUGUACGUCCUGGCCCAGGUCUCUCCAGGUGUCCUGGGCCCAGCAAGCAGAAGCGGAAGUUCUCUUCCUUCUUCAAGAGUUUGGUCAUUGAGCUGGACAAAGAUCUCUAUGGCCCUGAUAAUCACCUCGUUGAGUGGCACCGGACGCCCACAACCCAGGAGACAGAUGGGUUCCAGGUGAAGAGGCCGGGGGACCUAAGUGUGCGCUGCACCCUGCUCCUCAUGCUGGACUACCAGCCUCCCCAGUUCAAACUGGACCCCCGCCUGGCCCGUCUGCUAGGGUUGCACACACAGAGCCGCUCAGCCAUUGUCCAGGCCCUGUGGCAGUAUGUGAAGACCAAUAGGCUGCAGGACUCCCACGACAAGGAAUACAUCAAUGGGGACAAGUAUUUCCAACAGAUUUUUGAUUGUCCCCGGCUGAAGUUCUCUGAGAUUCCCCAGCGCCUCACAGCCCUGCUAUUACCCCCUGAUCCGAUUGUCAUCAACCACGUCAUCAGCGUGGACCCAUCAGACCAGAAGAAGACAGCAUGCUAUGACAUUGAUGUGGAAGUGGAGGAACCACUGAAGGGACAGAUGAGCAGCUUCCUCCUGUCUACAGCCAACCAGCAGGAGAUCAGUGCUCUGGACAGUAAGAUCCAUGAGACGAUUGAGUCCAUAAACCAGCUCAAGAUCCAGAGGGACUUCAUGCUAAGCUUCUCCAGAGACCCCAAAGGCUAUGUCCAAGACCUGCUCCGCUCCCAGAGCCGAGACCUCAAGGUGAUGACAGAUGUGGCUGGCAAUCCUGAAGAGGAGCGUCGGGCUGAGUUCUACCACCAGCCCUGGUCCCAGGAAGCCGUCAGCCGCUACUUCUACUGCAAGAUCCAGCAGCGCAGGCAGGAGCUGGAGCAGUCGCUGGUUGUGCGCAACACCUAGGAGCCCGCGAACGAGCACCACUUUGGACCAGCACUUGGCCCUGGGCUCUGGCCUCACCCCUCUGCCGCCUUGUGGGGCAGGGAAGACUGGAUUAAAGGUCAUUCACCUGA
Molecule: messenger RNA, 1812 nt
Organism: Ictidomys tridecemlineatus (thirteen-lined ground squirrel)
Lineage: Eukaryota; Metazoa; Chordata; Mammalia; Rodentia; Sciuridae
Gene: Smarcd3
Product: SWI/SNF related BAF chromatin remodeling complex subunit D3
Source: RefSeq, a predicted model, not a curated record